Molecule: messenger RNA, 933 nt
Organism: Daphnia pulex (common water flea)
Lineage: Eukaryota; Metazoa; Arthropoda; Branchiopoda; Diplostraca; Daphniidae
Product: probable methyltransferase-like protein 24
Exons: 1
Coding region: 1-933 (310 amino acids)
Source: RefSeq, a predicted model, not a curated record
AUGUCACUGCCGUGCUGUAACUGGAAGCCUCGCAUAACCGCCAGGAAAUGUCUGAAAACAUUUGGUGCAUGCGUGUUGGGUUUGGCAAUUAUCGCAAUUAUCGACCCCUACCCCGGUUUAAAAACGACGGAAAUCAACGCCGCUCUGAUGCAAGGAGCAGCAGGAGGCCACUGUUAUUCGUCGUCGUACUGGGACGCUCUGCUGGACUCGGAAUCCUUGACAGGAUACCAACUUUUGCAAUACGUCAUGUGGACCAACAGCUCGUCUUGUCUGCUGUCACACGACUUUGGCGGCGUAUUGGUCCAAAAUCCGCCGGGCAUCGAUGGGCAGAAGGCUGUUUGCCUCGAUCCUCAUGUGGCUCCCAAUCCGGCGGAUUGUCUCGUUUAUUCCUUCGGCAUCAACGACGAGUGGUCGUUUGACGAGCAAAUGGAAAAAUACGGAUGCCAAGUAUUUGCCUUCGAUCCUUCAAUGGCCAAGGGGCAACACGACCACAGUCCCGGCAUUCACUUUUACGACUGGGGAUUGGCUGAUCGGGAUGGAAUGGAUAGUGAGAAAAAUUGGACACUUCGUUCACUCUCGUCCAUCUACAGCGAUCUGACUGCACGUCACGGCCACAAGAAAAUCGAUUAUUUGAAAAUUGACGCCGAAUUUGCCGAAUGGAUUGCUCUGCCGCAGAUGAUCCAGUCGGGCAUGUUGGCCAAUGUCCGUCAGUUGGCUGUCGAGAUUCAUCUCAACAAAUCAGAAUCGAUCGACAAAAAUCGUGACUACGCCAAACUGUUGAGAUCCAUCGAGAGAAUGGGAUUCGUCCGAUUUGAUUCCAAAUACAACCCGUGGUCCAUUACACAUUUUCUACAUUUGGGAUUAUUUUCUGUACCUUUUGCUUAUGAGAUUGCCUGGUAUAACGAGAAUCUCCUGAGUGGCUUUUAUCUCUGA